Messenger RNA from Alexandromys fortis (reed vole), 7035 nucleotides. It is a transcript of the gene Ccdc117, whose product is annotated as coiled-coil domain containing 117. Lineage: Eukaryota; Metazoa; Chordata; Mammalia; Rodentia; Cricetidae. The transcript has 5 exons. The record is from RefSeq and is a predicted model, not a curated record. The coding region runs from base 156 to 992 and encodes 278 amino acids.
GGGCGGUCCGGAGUGGAGGGUUCUAGAAGGCGUGACGUGGGGGGUCGAAGCGGGUUCGGAGGCGGGUUCUUGUGGGCAGCGGCGGUGGCCGCCACUGCGGGACCUGAGGAUACACUAGCGACUGGGGUGGCGUACGCAGCCUCGUCUUGAAAGCCAUGGCGGCGCUCGGCCGGCCCUUCAGCGGCCUCCCUCUGAGUGGCAGCGCGGACUUCCUGCAGCCGUCGCCGGCCUUCGCGGGCCGGGCCUUCCCGCCAGGAGCCACCAGCCCCGACCUGGCCCCGCGGCCGGGCGCCCGCGUUGCGCCUAGCGGCCCGGGCGGGAGAGCAGCGCGCGGACGCAGUGUUUCCAUUCACUGUAGAAAGAAACACAAGCGAUUGGCGGAGGAUGAAGAGUGUCCAUUAAGAAAGAAGCGAUUGACUGAAGCUGAACUCUGUACAGUUGCUAAUGAAUGGGCUCUGGACACACACCAGGGUGUAGAAGGUCAUGGGGUAAACACGUGUCCUAGUGGCCUUUCUGAACCCAGCAUGCUAGAUGCUGUCUGUGAAGAAAUGGAUCAGACAACCACAGAAGCACAGUGUGAAGUUGCCCGCAGGAGGCUUCAAGAGAUUGAGGACAGGAUAAUUGACGAAGAUGAAGAGGUUGAAAGUGACAGAAAUGUUAGCCACCUCCCAAGUCUUGUCCUUUCAGACACCAUGAAAACAGGUUUGAAGAGGGAAUUUGAUGAAGUCUUCACAAAGAAGAUGAUUGAGUCCAUGAGCCGUCCUUCUAUGGAGCUUGUGCUCUGGAAACCUCUCCCUGAACUCCUUUCUGAGAAGCCAAAGCCAUCUUCUAACUCUAAGAACUACGUGGGAGAGAGCCAGACGAAGCGUGUAGCUGCCAGCACUGCCUUUCCACAGAGAACUGAACUGCUGCUAGGACCUCGGCACACAGACACACCGCUCUACCACACUCUGGAGACGGCUGCUAGCACAGAAGAGGAGAUGGAGCUCUAGAGACCAGUUUCUGCUCCGACUUGGCAAGUUCUAGAAGGCUCCUGUGUUGAGUAAUGAGCCUGCCUGUAUAGUAUAGGGACCUGAAAGUUUUAUGAAACGGGUGUAAUAUCUCCACCUGUGAUUUGGGGUGGGACUGUCAUUGUGGGUAGCCAUUUAUUGAAUUCAACUUUUUGCCAAGGAAGCUUAUCUCAAGGGAAAUACAGUUUUCUAACAGGCUUAUCCAAGAAAUGUUACAGUCUCUUUAAAGACAACCAUAGACGCUGAAUGUGUUACAGUGACUUAAGUCAUCUGUCACAUUGCUGAAGCCAUUCAUUCUUAAGAUGAUUUUAUACAGAGGAAUGCUCCCAAUUGCCACUGUACCUUGACAGCAGAGUAUUGAGCUUCUUGUAGUGGUAACUGUACGCUUGGGGAGCGGGAGGGGAAAAAGCAGUAGUUUGGGUCUCUUGCAAAGGACUUGAAGGCACAAGGAAACUUGUGCUGGAGGCAGGUCAGUAUAGUUGUUAUUACUCAAGCAGUAGCCCUUGGUCUCCUCUAAUGGCUGAUAAGCUCAGUUGCUCAGUAAUGUUUACACCUCAGUUAACUUUAAAUCGUUGAUUAAAAGAAUGUGAGGUAACCCUUGUGUGACUCGCCGGUGAAAGAAAGGUCUUUUCAUGAGGACGUGCAGUGACAGCUAAGCUCAGCGUUGGUAACUUCUAGAGUUUAGAAAGGGAAGCUUACACUUGUAUUAGCAAGUUGAGUUUUUUAAAUGUUGGUUUUGAAACAGUGAAUUGGCUGAGAAUAAAUGGGCAAGUGUCUUGGAGAUUUAAUAGCUCAUUGUCCGGUGCUUAAGCUAUUGUACAGUAAGCCUAAACGUUAGUAGGAGAUGGCUUCCUGCCAGCAGGAAAUCUUUACCCUUUGAGUACCCGAACCAGGCUCAAGGUGUUCUUUGGGAAUAACCAGGGUUAAAGUUUUUAAUUUCUCAGGAAGAGCUCUUCAGCAUGGCAGGACAUGUAAUGAAGGCUUGGCAGCUCCUUCUGCACUGUAGAGCAGUCUGUGUAAGGUGGUGGCUCUUUUCCACAGCAGAGCACCUCAGUUUUCAUUUUCUGGGUUCUUCUCCCUUUGUAGGGGGAAGAAAAGAAAAAGAUUUAUGCCGAGUAGAGGUGAAUUUUUAGAAACUAGCUUCCAGGCAUUUUUGCAACCCAUGCUGAAAUCCCUCCUGUGGAUGGCAUAGAAGUCACAAGUCUGUCCGGUGGACUGUUUCUUUUGCCUAUUCUUGCUCUCUCUCUUUCUGUCUGGAUGUCAGGAAAAGGUGUAAUGUUUAAUAUUUAAACAAAAAAAUAUUUAUGUCUACACAAUAAAAUUACUCCAGCUUCAAACCAGUAUUGAAACCAGGUGGAAACCAGCUAAUUGUUUCUUCCCCUCAGACUCAGAGGUGAGCGAAACUGUCUUCUUCUGUUGAAAUGUGCAAAUGUUUGGCUCAUGUCAUCUGAAAAACUCCUGACUUGUUUAAUGGGACCAACGUGUAACGUUUAUAGCCUUAAGGAAAUCUCUAUGCUAAGACAUCUUAGUACAAUUUAGAAGCGUGCAGGGACUGCCCAGAGUUUGGAGUUAGCCCGUGUUAGAGUGGGAAGGAAGUGACAGCUUUCCAGAGGGCACAGACACCAGGGCCACCUCUCAUCAAAGGCCUGAAGUGGCUUUGAUGCAUUUGGUAACCACUGAAGAGAAGAGGCGGCUUUUAACAAAGACACAAACAGAACUUUUCAGGAGUCCUUAUCUGACAUGACCCUUAUUUCUGCAGGAAAGUGAUGUUUCAUGCUCCUUUGUGGACUUUAUCUUCUUGCACAUGUUUGUACAAAAAGUCUUGUUCAUCCUUGUGGUGCUGGCUCAUCUGUCUCCACAGCCCCAAUGCCUCUGCGUCCUGUUUUCUUUUCUAGCAUAAGGCUUUGGCUUUGCCUUAAGGUUUUCCUAGGGAAUUAACAGGUCUUUUCAUCUUGUAUAGUUUUUGAAGCAUGGAUCAAACACUGCUCUGUAUGCUAAUGUGUGAAGGUCAGCAAUUAUCUAAAGCAGGUGCGCGUCAGUGAACAAAUGUGUGUUUCUCCCAGUUUGAGUCAGGUGUGUUGGGGUUUGUUUUGUUUCUUUUUGGAUUCUUAGUUUGGGUUUUUGUUGUUCUUAAUAUGAAGAAAUAAUGAGAAUCCAGUUCUCAUAAUUUAAAUCAUUCAAAAACUGCUCUUUCUGAAAAGAUAAAAUAUAAAAUUUAAAAACAAGUAGGACAGGACUUAGACUAAGUAACUGCAGGGAACGUUAACCAGCAGGUUCAUUUGCUACUCUGGAUCUGGACCCUAACUUUAAUAGUGACAAGAAUGGUACAAUACUAAGAACAUUCUGGAAGAUGGUGUCAAUUUUGCUUUAAAAAUGAGACUCUGGUUUUUCUGUAUGUUAUUGUUUUCAAUAAAACUCAAGUGUUUUGAACUUUUUAAAGUAUCUUUAAUCCUGUACAUAAGGAAAUGAAAUAAUUUUUUCUUGCUUUCCUUUAAAUUUUAAUUAAGGUAGCAUUCCUAUCAGUGAAAAACUCACACUUGUCCUGAACUUAGAUACUGUUGGGUUAAAAGUGAGCAGUUUCUAAAAUAGACAGGCUGUUUUGCCUUUGUAAUUACACCUGCAGCCUGCUUCUGCCUGAGCAGGUCACUGCUGGGGUCCUUGUGACUAAUCCUUCAGUGUUCAUAUGUGAAGCUGAAGGGACUUGGAACCUUAGAAAUAACGGCUUGGGGGUCUGUGAUGUUGGUGCAUGCUGUUCUCGGCUAAGAGCUGACAGUCACUGGGUGGCAGUAUUGCCUGCAUAUUUGCAAUUAUUCUUUGAUAACUGGAUCUCUUACUGGUGAGGCAAGUAGUUUAGCUUUGGGUAGCAGUUGCAGAAAACAAGACACUGUUUUAUUUUAGUCAAACUUUGAAAUCCAUGGUAAAAGUUAUCUAACAUAACUGGUUGGAAACUAAGAUUAGAAUAGAUGGUGACUGUUCAGUAUCUAACCAGCUCAGUGGGUCCAGGAUUUAAGUACAAGAUGAACAGAUACUCAGGGAAGUGCAGGUUUGGGUGUAUUGGUUUGGUUCUGUAGUCCUCUAGUUCCUCAUACUAGCGGUGGCAUUUUAGAGGUGCAUUUUGAACAGUGCUGAAACUCAAACUCUUGCAAGAUACUGAUGUUGACUUUUCAGCAUUGGUUUGGUGGGUAAGCCAGUCAUCCUACUUCAUGAAUGACAGAAGUCAAAACGGUUGCUAGGGAAGGGAGAGUCGUUUUCUUCAGUGGUGUAGCCACUGGGAAGCUGCCCAUGCUACAGUAAACCUCUCCACCCAUGCUCAUACAAGCAACCUUAGUUAAACUCAGUGGGAUAUACUCAUACAAGAUAGAAGGGGGUAUUAUUAGGAAGAGGGGGUCCAAUGGGAGAGAGAUGAAGAAGAUAAUGGGGUGAAUAUGAUUAAAACACAUAAAUAGGAGAUUGUCAAAGAAUAAAAAAAUUUAAGUCUCAAGGGUAAAACAUAGGGUGAUACAGUCCUCUAAUCCCAGCAUUUGGGGAGGUAGAUGAUGGAAGAUCCCAAGUAUAGAAUCAUUGUCUGCUCCAUAUUGAGUUUGAGUUCACCCUGGGCUGCAUGAGACCCUGUCUCAAACAAACAGGGUCUGGUGGGAUGGGUCAGUCAGUAAAGUACUUGGCUUGCAAGCAGGAUAACCUGAGUUCAGAUCCCUAACACCCAUGUUUAAGGGGUGGAAGGUGCGUAUCUGUCAUCCCAGCACUUGGGAAGGCAGACAUAGGAGGAUCCCUGAGACUUGUUGGCCAGCUAGUCUACCUGAAUUUGUGAGCUCCAGGUUCAAUUUGAGAUCUUGUCUCAAGAUGGAUACUGAUUGCACCAGAUAUGUGAUGUUGACCUCUGACCCAACACCGUACCUUUGGGAAUGUAUACCUAUAUAUGGACAUGUAUACAAAAACAUAGAUACCAUCUCUAAAGUAAAGAGUAAAGAUUGAGUUUCUUAAGUUUCUAGGAGACAAGAGUUGAACUGGCACUUUGAAGUACCCCUAGAAUAGGCCGUGUGUCUGCUGUUUUGCUCCAUCUCAUCUAGUAGAAAAGCAAGGAAGCAGGUGCACAGCUCUUUUGUGAGUCCCAGGGAUUUUGCUUGCACCUUUGGUAUGAAAUUUGGAGUAACACUACAUUUUAAUAGAGUAUGUGGUUUCAUAGAAAAAAAAAUGUUAAUUUUUAGAUCUAGUCAGUUUGGUGUUUCAUUAUGAACAUGUACUGAAAACAGGUGUUUCUCAAAGCUAAUCAUGUCAUUUUUGGCCAUCUGUGCAGGAAAUGAAACCCUGAAAUCUUUAUUCUAUUCUCUCCUGUUGGCAUAGCAGCAGCUUCUUCGAUGUGAUGCCAUUAAAUGUAAAUGACUUGAGUCUUAACCUACAAAUACUUGUGCUCCAGUGGGUAGAAGCAAACAUACCUGCCUGUAUAAACCUUAAAUAGAUUCCAUUUUCAGUCACAGGGCAACUGCAGGCAGUCCUUAUGUUCCUAACACUGGCACUCAGCCUAAGCGAGCUUGCUUUGCUGAGCACUAGAUUGGGCUGUGAGGGCUUACCAGCCAAGUCCCAUCCAGACUUGCCUCAAAGUGUGCCUUGUCUGUCAUGUAUGACAUGUCUGCAACUGUAGCCUGCUUGACCCCGCUGACUGAACUGUCAGAAUUCCUCCUUCUAUUUGUAAGUUUACUCUGAUCACCCAAAGUAACCUUAAUAGGGAAGAUGUAUUUACUAAAUGGGGGUGAAAUGAAGUUGUUUGCCAUCUUGUUAGACUCUCCAGGACAGAAUGCACAGUGAAGGGUAAUGUCAUUAUCUCUGGAGUUUGGUAGCUGAUUUGUAUCUAUCCCCAGGCCUUUUCUUCCUGAAUAGAUUUGCUCAUUUGCUUUGGUGCUAAGGAUGGAACCAAGGCUUUGUGCAUGCCAUACAAGCACUGUACUUAACUAAACCCCCAGCCCAGUCUUGUGAAAUAAGCCACUAUACUAAGAUUCCAUGAGGGAUUGAAACCUUUCAAAGUGGAUCAUCAUGAAAUAAACUGACAUCCAGUGCAUAGGAUGACACCGUCAGCUGUGAAGUGCACAUAACUCAAAUCUUGUUCAGUCUUUGAGUAACACUAUCCCUCUUUCCAGGUUGUAAUUAUCUGUCCCCCUGGGUGAAGUGUCAAGAGUUGACAUCAGGGAAUCUGGUAGUCCCUGAUCAUAGCAUUUCUUGAUUGAUAUUGGAUGCCCAAACAGUAGUUAAGGAGGUUGGGCUCUAGCUCAGUGGCUACACUUGCCUAGUAGGUAGAGAUCUUAAUACCCAGUACACUACCUAUCCAUCUACCACCACGGGGGUGGAGAGGGUGAGGACUAGAGAAACAGUGGCUAGGGUUCUGUCUCUGCCACUUAGUAGCUGUGAUAGUGAUCAACGGUCUGAAGAAACUGUCUCAAAAUAAGAGAUAGUUAUGACAGUCGGGAGUUGAAGCAGUGGUAAUCAAAGUGGAAAUGCUUUCAGUGACUUUAAAAAGUGCUGUGCUCACUUCAGACUCUCCCCUAGCAAACAAUAAAGAGAAAAUAUGGUAGCCCUAGAAAUCACAGAACAAGGAUGCUGCGUUGCUUUUUUAAUUGCAUGGGUAGUUUUAAAUAAAUGGAGAAAGCACCUUCCAGAAGCUACACUAGCAGGAAGAUUCCAUCAAGCAUUUACAUAGUAAAUUUCUAUAAUGUUACAAAGAUUCUUGAUCUUUACUUGAACUGUACAUAAAGAAAAACAAGCCUCACAGGUUGGUGUUUGUCUGCUUGUAGAAGUACACUAAAGAAACCUGGGAAGCCGAGAGUGGGGAAGAGAAAUGGUCAAAGGACAUGUCACAAAACAGGUGUGGAGGUGUACACCUGUGUAAGCCCAGCACUUGGGAGGUGGGGGCAGGAGGAUCAAGAAUUCCAGCCUAACCUCAGCUACAUAGUUUGAAGCCAGCCUGGGAAAUAAUUGUCAGAUGACCCUCCUUUUACUGUGAGGCAAAACCACCACCUUUAAGAUAAAACAACAA